UGUCGUCACGAAGACUACGCAGCCUUUCCACAUAGCACUGGCAGCGGUCAUGCUCCUCACGUGGCUGAGUAAACCCAGUCCAAACGCUAGUAUACGGCUCUGGAGAGCUUUAUACGUAGGAGCAGUGGCCACGCAUCUCGGUGCACAGAUCUGGAUGACUCUUGUCUCUGGAAUCGUGCUGUACUUCACUCUCCCACGGCAUGACUUCGGACGUGUGCAGACUGUGCUGUUCCCUCUGUACUACGCGUUCAAUGCCGCGAUGAGCCUAAUAGGAUUGUUCGCAUACACCAGGACGCAGUACUUGUCUAAUUUUGAACACAUCAGCUGGGUACAGGUAGCACUGUUGCUAGCGAUGUUCAGUAUAGAAGCAUUCAUUCGACUGCGCCUCGUGAGGCCAAUGAUUCGCGCCAAACACAUCAAAACACAGAUGGAGGAAGCUGCCGGAGGUGGACAAGAAAUUGGUCAACUGAUUCUUGGUGAAUUGGCGCACUGUCCACGCUACAUGCGUAUUUUGAGAGUGUUCCGAAUGUACCACUCCAGCAUCGCUAUGGGUACCAUGAUUACCCUUGGUUGCUCAUUAUAUUCAACCAUGAUCCUCGUCGAUUCUAUAUGUACCUAAUAGACCAAUGUUACGACCUAAUUGUCUAUUACCAAGUUCAUUUUAAACUUUGUACGGUCUAUAUAUAGAAGUUUAAAGAUACAUCUACUGAGAUAUGAAUACAUUUGUCUUGAUGUUUAAUGCUACUUGAAACGAGUGGAUGAUUUUAACGAGUGGGAUUUUUAGUCGAGAAUUCGAUUUAGUGAAGUUCCAUUUAUGAAUUUAUUAGAAAAAAAUAUUGUUUUCUUUUUUUGUAUUUUUUGAACCAAGGACUUCAAUCUGUAUACUAUGUUAGACAUAGUAUUAAUUGUGCUUAUUAUAAUUCAAUUUCACACUCUAAAAUAGCUCGCAAAAUAGACAAAACUUAUAUUCUCUUGGAGAGAUACAUGGAACUCUAUUUAUAGUAUAUAUUGUAGACAGAUGU
Messenger RNA from Achroia grisella, 1022 nucleotides. RefSeq names its product transmembrane protein 205-like. The record is from RefSeq and is a predicted model, not a curated record. NCBI's taxonomy places the organism in Eukaryota, Metazoa, Arthropoda, Insecta, Lepidoptera, Pyralidae. The transcript has 4 exons. The annotation marks the transcript as partial.